Molecule: messenger RNA, 1289 nt
Organism: Cataglyphis hispanica
Lineage: Eukaryota; Metazoa; Arthropoda; Insecta; Hymenoptera; Formicidae
Product: leucine-rich repeat LGI family member 4-like
Exons: 3
Coding region: 49-1002 (317 amino acids)
Cellular component (GO): plasma membrane
Molecular function (GO): protein binding
Source: RefSeq, a predicted model, not a curated record
UUUCUCGGUGAUUAGUGUCAGUCGUAAAACCGAUCAAAACCGAGUAAAAUGUGCCGCGUGCGUCUCGAGAUGUGUCGGCACAUCUCGCUUCUCGUUUUUGCCUGCAUCCUUGCGUUUACGGAUGUCGUAAUCGCGUCAUGUUUCACCAACAAAUACGAAAAUGGAUCACAUGAGCGUGUGAUAUGCUCCAAUCUGACCAAUUUAAAUAUCGCCAUAAGUUACGGCGGCCCGCUCGUAGACGACAUGAUGAUCUUUCAAUCGCGGAUAGAUAAUAUUCCCGAUCGGUCGUUCCUGAGAUAUAGUAAGAGCUUAAUAUCUCUGAAUAUGCGCGACUGCGGUAUCAGAGAAAUUUCCGACCACGCCUUCGCCGGUCUGACGUACAUGAAGAAGCUCGGCCUGUCGUACAAUAACAUCACGUCGGUGAAGGAUCAGUGGUUCGUCAGUUUAAUAUCUUUGGAGCAACUGGAUCUCUCGUACAAUCACAUCGUGUCGAUCGAGUCGACGGUCUUUGAGAAAUUGCGGGGCCUCAAAAGGCUCGAUGUCAGGAGGAAUCGUUUGACAUGCUUGGAACCGGCCCAGCUCGCACCCAUGGCAGGCAUCGAGAGGUUUCGUUUCUCCGGAAAUCCCUUCACCUUUCGGUGCCGCGGCACGCUGACGUUGUGGUUGCAAGAUCUGGGCAUAAAUUGCAAAACUGAGCAACGCGGGGAGGAAAACUGGUUGGACAGUAUAUUGUGGCUCUGCGCCGCGGACGACGGCAAGGUGGCCGAUUCCGAAGUCCUGAUGAAGGAAUGCGUUAUCCUGAAUCUGUUCAAUCAACUUCGCACUGGUCUAACCACGGCCGAGUCCUUUCCCUUAUCUAUUCCCCAGGAGUGUAUAUACGCGAGAAACGAACUUACGAGAUGCAUAACUACAGAUCGCAGACGUGGCAGGGAAGUUAUCACUAACGGACACGUCGUGAGGAAAUUGUUACGACAAUUGACGGAAUCGAAAUCAAUUAUAUAAUACGCGCAGCGGACAAAUUAUAAAUUUAAAAACAAAUAAUGCGUUAAUAUUUCAUAAAAUACUUUGCGUUAAUUUUUUAGACUCUAAUAUUCCUAAUAAAUAUUAUUUUUGAUGUCAGAUUUUCGUAUCAUUAACGAAAUGAUUUGUUAGACAAACUGGGAGAAAUAUUAAUAUUUUACAUUAUUGGUUUUGUCGACAAAUUUGUCAGGCAUAAUUCCAUAAUUAUCAUAUAUUGAUCUAUUCUGUUUAAUGCAAAAAUGUUUAAGACAAAAUAAAUGUUCUUUUUU